Messenger RNA from Carlito syrichta (Philippine tarsier), 2190 nucleotides. RefSeq names its product sperm associated antigen 8 (gene SPAG8). Bases 579 to 2075 code for a protein of 498 amino acids. Gene Ontology annotation, molecular function: microtubule binding. NCBI's taxonomy places the organism in Eukaryota, Metazoa, Chordata, Mammalia, Primates, Tarsiidae. The transcript is spliced from 8 exons. Gene Ontology annotation, cellular component: cytoplasm; nucleus. The record is from RefSeq and is a predicted model, not a curated record. Gene Ontology annotation, biological process: positive regulation of transcription by RNA polymerase II.
UUGCAUAAUCCUGGUCUUUAUUCAGCAGACAAACCAGGUUCUAAGGGGUUUGGGAGGAGGGUAGUCAAUAUGAAGACCUUUUAUCAGAAAAGCAAUCACACCAAAAAAAAAAAAAAGCACCUACUUUUUCACAACUCUGUAUGUCUCACCAUUUUGCUAUUAAGCUGAUUCACGUAUUUUCAUACUUAAAUUUUUUAAAGAUCACCCCCCACUUUUGAGAAUGAACGAAGCAAAACCAAGGGGGAAGCUACUGUUGCCCCCCACCAGCACAUCAAGUAGGCUACUGUCUGCUGUCCCAGCCCUGUGCUUCUCUCCAACAUAUCCCCAUGAAGAAUCACCUCAGAAAGCCUCAAUCAUGCUUGGGCGUGGAAAGCAAGGUCAUACUUAGACCAGCGGAACUUUAAAAGCCCGGCUGAGGCGGAAUCCCGUCGGGACCGGAAAGCGGGCUUCCGGCCCCACCAGCUUUAAUACUUCCGCCCCGCAGAGGCCUUGCCUCCCCGUCCCCCCAUCUCUAGUUCUGCGCAGUCUCCGGGGGUUGUUUGCUGUCUCUAUGGCAACCCGGUAACCGGGAUCUGAAGAUGGAGACCAACGCGCCUACGGAGGGAUCGCGGUCGCGUUCUUUAGACGUACAGCACAGCUCCGGACUGGCAAUCACUUCGGAACCAUUUUCUUCUUCAGAAGAUGGUCCUAGGUCUGCCCUGGCAGCGGCAACCGCAGCAGCUGCAGCGGCUGCAUCAGCUGCGGCAGCCACUGCAGCCAUCACCACUGCCAAAGCAGCUGCGUUAUCUACAAAGACCCUAGCGCCCUAUUCUGAGUUCACAGGGCCAUCCUCUGACCCCAGUCUUCUUGGGGAUCCCUGCACGAAAACCAACUUUGCCCAUAGCAUAGGCCAUAAGAGUCUCCACUUCGAGCCAGUCUAUAUUCCCUGUACUGCUCAGGAUUCCAGUACUAAAACGGACCCUAGUUCUAGUCCUGGCCUUGAUCCUGACUCCAGUUCUGGCCAUGGCUCUGUCCUUGGCUCUGGCUCUGGUCCUGGCCGUGGCUCUGUCCCUGCCUCUGACUCUGGUCCUGGCCGUGGCUCUGUCCCUGCCUCUGGCUCUGGUCCUGGCCCUGGCUCUGGUCCUGGCUGUGGCUUUGUCCCUGGCUCUGGUCCUGGCCGUGGCUCUGUCCCUGACUCUGGCUCUGGUCCAGAUCCUGGCUCUGAACCUGGCCCAGGUGCUGGCCCUGGCCUUGAGCUCAGGCCCCGUACUCCUCCAAGGUUCAGAAAACUUGAGGCCGAUCUGGUCCCUGACUGUACCUCCUGGAGUCACCACUGCCACUGGGAGCCUCAAAAACAACCAUCCUGGGAACUUUUGCCAGUCUCAGAGCCUGGUGCCCAAGGGCUAUGGAAGCCCCCAGUGGUUAAAGGGAAACCUAAGGUUCUCUGUGAAGUAUUGCCACGGGGCCGGUGCCUCCUCUACAACUGGGAGGAAGAGAGAGCCACCAACCACCUGGAUCAAGUCCCAAGAAUGCAGGAUGGCUCUGAAAGUUUCUACUUCCGACACGGACACCAGGGACUGCUCACUAUGCAACCACAGUCACCCAUGCCCUCCAGCACCACCCAGAAAGACUCAUACCAGCCUCCAGGAACCCUCUGUCAGCCACAUCGAGGAAAACGUGAAGCCAUGCUGGAAAUGCUUCUACAUCACCAGAUCUGUAAAGAGGUACAGGCAGAGCAGGAACCCACAAGGAAGGUCUUUGAGGUCGAGUCUGUGACACACCAUGACUACCAAAUGGAGCUGGUGCAAGCAGGGCCUCCUGCUCCAACAAAGCCUCAUGACUACCAUCAGGAGCAGCCUGAAACCUUCUGGAAACAGAGGGCACCACAGCUACCGGGUGUCAGUCAGAUCAGGACAUUGGACACACCAUUCCGGAAGAACUGCAGCUUCUCAACGCCAGUACCCUUGUCUCUGGUGCAGCCUUUGCCCUAUGAACCUGAGAAUUACCCCCACCAAUUGGGAGAAAUGUCUUCCCUUGCCUGUUGUGGAGGAGAGCAGGGUGGUGGAGAGGGGAGAACUCCUCCUGGUAAGAGUUGAGGAGGGAUGUGGUAUAUGGAAUAUGGAAUCUACUUCUGUCUGUACUAGAGAGGUCAGGAGGAAGUUAAUUCUGUACUUGAUGAAGGAGCUUUACAUAAAGGAUUCUCUCUCAUCC